UUUUUCUCAAAUGAUAAUAAAGCUGACGGCACUAGCGAAUAUAUUAAAUAAUGUCAAGAACGUUUAAUCUGAUGACCUCGUUGGUCCCCUUAUUCAUUAAUUCUGCUUUUAGCAUUUCAGAAUCAAACUGUUUGGCAAAGCUGCAACAUGUCGUGGAACUUACGGUGCUGUAUAUUUGUUGGCCUGCUGUUUUUCUGCGUGGAUGCAUCAUCGUAUGGUAUUCAACAGCAACACCAAGAACAAGAACAACAGCAUGUUUCCAUCGAUGACAGUGAGGAUUUGGGACAGCAGAGGCUGAUUGAAAAGGACGUCGCUAACGAAGAUUUUCUCAGUACUUCAAUUUUCGGAGUUUUGAACGUGAUGCUUACUCAAGUGCAAGAAAUCAACCAAAAAGUUCAAAAAGUUUCGCCAUCCACACUGAACGCAUGCCCUGCUCAAGAAGGAAAGGAAAAGCUCACUACACUGACAGAGUCUGUCAAAUAUCUGUUAAAUAUCACGGAAAUUCUUAACAAUGAAGUUCGGGAGCUUAAGAGAGGCCAAGGAGAAGGAUGCAACAGGAAAUGCAGGAAUUCGCAAUUGGAGCCGACCAGCGAUUUGGCAAAACAAGUUGACUGCUUGAGGAGAGGGGCCAGCCUAGAAAUGAAAAGAUUAGUCUCGGGCACCUAUUACUACGACAAAGUAACCAAGGUGACAUGGAAUGAAGCCAGGAAUUUCUGCCGACAACACGGUCUUCAGUUGGCAACGGUGGACACCCUAGGCAAAGCAAAGGAAGUCUAUUCCGCCGGGACUGUAGCAAGUCACGGCUACUGGGUGGCCGCCAACGAUAUCAAUCAGUCGUCGGGAGACUACCGCUGGAUCCACAACGGCAGCAAAGUCCAUCAUGAAAUGUGGUGGAAGAGUCCCGCCUACCCCAAAGCCUUCAAGGUGGGACAGGAGACGUGCGUCCUCUUGUGGGGAAAUCUUCUCUGGGAUCACCCUUGCGGAAUCAAAGACCGCUAUGUCUUGUGCGAAAUGCCCAAGGAGUGCCACGACAUCUUGAAAUUCGCUUAGUUCAUUUAGAAACUGGGGGAAAACCGCGUAAUGCGUAUCCCGGUGUAAAAAUGCUACUUUUUAGCUAUUUAGGCUGAUUGUCAUUUCAUAGCAGUAGAUUCCCAACUGCGAGGGAUAGCAAUCUCUUGGUUUGUGCCAUUUGUAGCUUAUUUAAUUUUAUGGAAUUUAAGUAAAAUAAUUUAGAAUAAAAUUAACCAGUCAAA
Messenger RNA from Cloeon dipterum, 1253 nucleotides. RefSeq lists its product as uncharacterized. The transcript has 9 exons. Bases 148 to 1050 code for a protein of 300 amino acids. The record is from RefSeq and is a predicted model, not a curated record. NCBI's taxonomy places the organism in Eukaryota, Metazoa, Arthropoda, Insecta, Ephemeroptera, Baetidae.